Molecule: messenger RNA, 3955 nt
Organism: Oncorhynchus masou masou (cherry salmon)
Lineage: Eukaryota; Metazoa; Chordata; Actinopteri; Salmoniformes; Salmonidae
Product: mitochondrial dynamics protein MID51-like
Exons: 7
Coding region: 91-1482 (463 amino acids)
Biological process (GO): positive regulation of mitochondrial fission; mitochondrion organization
Cellular component (GO): mitochondrial outer membrane
Source: RefSeq, a predicted model, not a curated record
CCUAUACAUAUAUUUAUCCCUCGACAGAGACGGAAAGUCAUCUCUCUCUGCUUCUUGAUUCUAUCAGGUGACUCUGCGGGACAAGAAGUGAUGGACUUCCGGUGGGGGAGGAGCCGGGGCGAGGAGGGCAUCGCCGUGGUGAUAAACUUCCUGCUGGCUAAUGCCCGAUUGGUCCUGGGAGUGGGAGGGGCCGCGGUGCUGGGCAUCGCUACGUUGGCUGUCAAGAGGUUGAUAGAACGUGCGGGCCGAGCGGCGGAGGACGAGAAGGUGGAACAGAAGAUGUCAGAGAGCUGGGAGGAGCUUGGCUUAGUCUCCGCCUCCCCCAAGUCCAUAAGGAAGGGGCUGGAGAGUGUGGUCAUGAAACACGUCGCCAAGGCAACCAAACCACAGAAAGCUGACCUGUGCCAGCCCCAGCAGCAGAAGUCUAGUCUGAAUGAGAGGCCUGUCAAGGCAUUAGAGCCCCAGAGACCCAAGAGCCUACAGCUGUCUCUCACCCUGCAGGACCGUCUCCAGCAGUAUUACUCAACCAGAGCAGCUUUAGCCCCAGAGGUCGUCCACAGAGCUCAGAGUCUCGCGUUAGAUAUCUGUAUAGAGGUACAAGGAUUCCUGCACAGCACAAACCCUGACAUGCCUCUGGGAGAGAUGUCACUGGGAGGGUCCCUGCUCGACGACCUACAGGUGGUGAGAGCGGACCAUGCGUGCCUGCUGGUUCCCCUCCAGCUAGAACCCAGUCUGUGGAGACUGAUCCCUGGGGAGGAGACUCUCCUAACACACCCUCUACACUGGAUGGUCCGACGGGUCAACCUGGAGUACUUCCCGAGAGGACGCAGCUACUGGGACCGGUUCCUAGUAGGAGGGUAUCUGUCCUGCCGGGCGCUGGUGAGAAUGCUCAGUAAGGCUGUGAUGGAAACCAUGAACUGGCCGUCUCUCUCCUCCACUCUGGACUGUCUGGUCAGGCCUGUCCUCGGGGGAGAUGAACUGAAACUAGAGAUACGACCAGAGCGAGGUGAUACUCUCUUCAUCUCCAUAGUGCCGGUGCUGAGGGAGGCAGACGUGGUCCUGACUGCCCAGGUAGAGUUAACCCAGCCCUGGGAUAGUGCCUGGCACCUCUCCCUCUACCCCUGGGAGACCCAGCGCCUGACCCAGCUUGACUCCGCUGACCAGGGGGUCCGACGCGCCCUCCUCAAAACCCUCAAAGCCGUCUGUCGACACUGUCCCGCCCUGCGACCCCUCACCGCUGCACCGCUGGCCAACCUCAUCCUCCACCUCAGCGACAAGGACGUGGAUUGGUCUGAGGGUUGUUUGAGUGGGCGGUUCCAGCAGUGUGUGUGGGAGCUGAUAGGCUAUCUGGAGCAGGGGGUGUUACCUAGCUACUUCAAGCCCAGUGUUAAUAUGUUGAACGGAGUGACGGAGGAAGAGGUCGAUGAGAUGGGGUUUAUGUUGUACUGCGCCGUCUCUGAACCAGACAUUCUGCUGAUAUAGAUAUAUAUAUAUACACUCUAACCUGGUGUAUAUAUCAGAGAGGAAGAGGACAUGUAUUAGAUAUGAGACACCACCCUGACAUCUAUAGAUCAUAUAGAUAUAUACAUAUAUACUCUAACCUGGUGUAUAUAUCAGAGAGGAAGAGGACAUGUAUUAGAUAUGAGACACCACCCUGACAUCUAUAGAUCAUAUAUAUAUAUAUAUAUAUAUAUAUAUAUAUAUCUAUAUAUAUAUAUAUAUAUAUAUAUAUAUACUCUAACCUGGUGUAUAUAUCAGAGAGGAAGAGGACAUGUAUUAGAUAUGAGACACCACCCUGACGUCUAUAGAUCAUAUAGAUAUAUAUAUAUAUACUCUAACCUGGUGUAUAUAUCAGAGAGGAAGAGGACAUGUAUUAGAUAUGAGACACCACCCUGACGUCUAUAGAUCAUAUAGAUAUAUAUAUAUAUAUAUAUACUCUAACCUGGUGUAUAUCUCAGAGAGGAAGAGGACAUGUAUUAGAUAUGAGACACCACCCUGACGUCUAUAGAUCAUAUAGAUAUAUAUAUAUAUACUCUAACCUGGUGUAUAUAUCAGAGAGGAAGAAGACAUGUAUUAGAUAUGAGACACCACCCUGACGUCUAUAGAUCAUAUAGAUAUAUAUAUAUAUAUAUAUACUCUAACCUGGUGUAUAUCUCAGAGAGGAAGAGGACAUGUAUUAGAUAUGAGACACCACCCUGACGUCUAUAGAUCAUAUAGAUAUAUAUAUAUAUAUAUACACUCUAACCUGGUGUAUAUAUCAGAGAGGAAGAGGACAUGUAUUAGAUAUGAGACACCACCCUGACGUCUAUAGAUCAUAUAGAUAUAUAUAUAUAUACUCUAACCUGGUGUAUAUAUCAGAGAGGAAGAGGACAUGUAUUAGAUAUGAGACACCACCCUGACGUCUAUAGAUCAUAUAGAUAUAUAUAUAUACUCUAACCUGGUGUAUAUAUCAGAGAGGAAGAGGACAUGUAUUAGAUAUGAGACACCACCCUGACGUCUAAAGAUCAUAUAGAUAUAUAUAUAUAUACUCUAACCUGGUGUAUAUAUCAGAGAGGAAGAGGACGUAUUAGAUAUGAGACACCACCCUGACGUCUAUAGAUCAUAUAGAUAUAUAUAUAUACUCUAACCUGGUGUAUAUAUCAGAGAGGGAGAGGACAUGUAUUAGAUAUGAGACACCACCCUGACGUCUAUAGAUCAUAUAGAUAUAUAUAUAUAUACUCUAACCUGGUGUAUAUAUCAGAGAGGAAGAGGACAUGUAUUAGAUAUGAGACACCACCCUGACGUCUAUAGAUCAUAUAGAUAUAUAUAUAUAUAUAUACUCUAACCUGGUGUAUAUAUCAGAGAGGAAGAGGACGUAUUAGAUAUGAGACACCACCCUGACGUCUAAAGAUCAUAUAGAUAUAUAUAUAUAUACUCUAACCUGGUGUAUAUAUCAGAGAGGAAGAGGACAUGUAUUAGAUAUGAGACACCACGUCUAUAGAUCAGUUGUGCCAUAUUACCGCUCCACUGAGACGUGGACGGGAGAUUGUUGUUCAGGCAGUCGUGCAUCUCCUUCACAUACACCUGUGGGGGCUGACUGACUAAACAGAGAUCCUUUAUACAUUGUGCAUGAGUACUAUGGUGUGGAUGAGUUGUUGGGGCUCUGACUGAGCAGCACAGAGACUCUGAUGACGUGAUGAUGAUGGACUGUGCCUUAGGGGAAGUAGAUGGGGGAAGGAAGAAAUGAAAAAGAAGACUCGGGCUGCGUUCUACACAGACACCCCAUUCUGAUCCUUUUGGGGGCAGAAUCAGGUUACCUGUGUUAAACGCAGCCUUAGUGACGGAGACGUGGCUUUCUCCUGCUGUGGACUAUAUAUCUAGAUCUAGUACAGCUCUGUCCAAAAGGCUGUUUCAGAAUGGCCUGCGCCAUUGAGGCUCCAACCCAUAGGAAUAUAUCUAGAUCUAGUACAGCUCUGUCCAAAAGGCUGUUUCAGAAUGGCCUGCGCCAUUGAGGCUCCAACCCAUAGGAAUAUAUCUAGAUCUAGUACAGCUCUGUCCAAAAGGCUGUUUCAGAAUGGCCUGCGCCAUUGAGGCUACAACCCAUAGGAAUCCCCCACCCUAGUUGACUACUUUAAAAUGGUGGAAGCUCUCAAUGAGCGCUACCCAUUCUAAAACUGCAUUUUUUUGGGGGGGGUCAUUGAAAGGCCUGGAUCAUUCUCUAUGGGCCGACUGGACGACACAAGAUAACAGAGUUAGCACCAGUUACCACAGCCACAAAGUGAUAAUUAUGUCUAAAAUCCCUCCGCCAAUUUCUCUUCUUAAAAUCAGAUUUUUAAACCUGUUUAAUGACGUCAUUAUAUGCACCUUCUACUGAAUAAAGUGCUCACCUUUUCUUUUCAUAAUGUUGUGUGUGUUUUGCGUUUGCUGCGGUUGUUUUUAAGUUGAAGAGUGAUUUAAAUAAAUGUUUUCUGCUGAA